Messenger RNA from Xenopus laevis (African clawed frog), 3508 nucleotides. It is a transcript of the gene zc3h12a.S, whose product is annotated as zinc finger CCCH-type containing 12A S homeolog. The transcript has 6 exons. Lineage: Eukaryota; Metazoa; Chordata; Amphibia; Anura; Pipidae. Bases 184 to 2097 code for a protein of 637 amino acids. Gene Ontology annotation, cellular component: PML body; nucleolus; nucleus. Gene Ontology annotation, molecular function: metal ion binding; RNA endonuclease activity; mRNA binding. The record is from RefSeq and is a predicted model, not a curated record. Gene Ontology annotation, biological process: 3'-UTR-mediated mRNA destabilization.
UGUAUUGUAGCUUCCUGUUACACACAAACACAUAGCAGCAGAAAUGUCACAGAGACGACUCUUCUGCCCGUCUCAGGACCCAAAGUUAAAGAAACCUUUUUUAAUUCUGUACCGCCGCAACUUGCAAGAUCUUAAGGGCCUGGAACUGCAAGUCAGUGCAGUGUUAGACUGAAGAACAAGAGUAUGGAAAGUCUUCCUUUUGACCUUAACUGGACUUUGGAUACUUUAAGGUGGAAGGAGUCCUCUCUGGGAAACAACAGUGACCACUCAGUGAGAAAUGGAGAUACAUUUGACUUGGGCUAUGGCAGCCUUAACUGGGCAUCCACAAGAAGUCGGUCUCAUAAAGAUAAGAAAGAUGAGCAGGAGAUGUCAGCAGACAAGUCAAGCUCACCUGCACCUGAUCUGGGAGAAAUGCAAAUGAAAGUAGACUUUUUCCGCAAACUUGGCUACUCUUCAGAUGAAAUCCAAGCUGUCCUUCACAAUCUUGGUGUACAGGCAGAUACCAAUUCUGUACUUGGGGAACUGGUUAAACAUGGAGCAAAUCCAGAAAGAGAAACAAUUCCUGAUGAGUCUUCAGAAACCUUUUUGGCCUCUAGAGGUGUGUUGGGAAGCAGGUGUACACCUUCAGUACCUUCGAGUGAAGAUAAUGAUGGCAACAACUUAAGGCCAAUUGUCAUUGAUGGCAGCAAUGUGGCAAUGAGUCAUGGGAACAAACAAGUCUUUUCAUGUCGUGGGAUUCUUCUGGCUGUCAACUUUUUCUUAGACAGAAGACACACGGAUAUCACAGUUUUUGUACCCUCAUGGAGGAAAGAGCAACCUCGGCCAGAAAUGCCUAUUACAGACCAACAUAUUCUGGGUGAGCUGGAAAAAAAGAAGAUUGUUGUUUUCACACCAUCUCGCCGGGUGGGAGGAAAGCGUUUGGUGUGCUAUGAUGAUAGAUUCAUUGUUAAACUGGCCAUUCAAUGUGAUGGGGUUAUAGUGUCCAAUGACACUUACAGAGAUCUCCAAAGUGAGAAGGUCGAAUGGAAAAAAUUCAUAGAAGAGCGCUUACUCAUGUAUUCAUUUGUUAAUGACAUCUUUAUGCCACCAGAUGAUCCUUUGGGAAGGCAUGGGCCAAAUUUGGAUGACUUUCUCAGAAUAAAACCAUUAGGAGUGGAAAACAAGAAAGUGCAGUGUCCAUAUGGUAAAAAAUGUACAUAUGGAAUCAAAUGUAAAUUUUAUCAUCCUGAGAGGAUCAACCAACCUCAGCGUUCUGUAGCAGAUGAGCUUCGUGAAAAUGCAAGGCUUUCUCCUACCAAAUCUCCACUUGAUGACAGAAAAUCUAGGCAGCAUUCAUUGGCAGAUGUUCCACCCUUAGACUCUGAAGGUCCACCUUUGCAGAAGCUACCUGUUGAGAGGACAAGUUCAUUACAGAAGAGCAGAGUUGUGGACAACAUGGCAGCAAAGCAGUUUUUCUAUACCAAUGCAAAGGACUCACUUCCCCGUAACUCUUUGGAUUCUGGCAUCGAAGUGUGGGCCAGUAUAUCAAACAGCUAUUGUGAUAGUUCUCAUGACCCUGUAGUCUAUGGAAAAUAUUGUAACUGUACUCAGAGACAUUGUUGUCAGCACAGACAUGAUUUGGACACUGAUGGCUGUCAACCCUAUAACUAUCAAAAGCCUAUACAAUGCAGUCACAGUUCAGCACCCUACUUCCCAUAUAAUACAUCAAGUCAAUGGUCACCCCAAAACAUAUCACACCCAAUAUAUAGAGAUCUACCUAAAACAGGCCAUAAUGGCAACCACAGCCUUCCGAAUGACUAUAACCCACCUCCAACACAUUCAAUUGACUACUGGUCUGAGCCAAAUCCAAUCCCGUCUUCUGGUAGACAUCAAAGCAGUUACCCAGUUUAUCCACAAAUUCCACCUUCUGCUACUGAUUUGCCUCAGUGGUCUAGCUCUGAUCCCUUUUCAGCUGAGCGAUUAAGUGUGCGCACCAAGCUGUGUGCAAUCUUUCAGCCCUCAUUAGUGGAUGCUGUAAUGAGAAAGUUCCCACAACUGUUGGAUCCACAAAGUUUAGCAGCUGAAAUAUUCACUUACAGGUCCCAACACAAUAUGUGAAACGAAACCAAAGGGAAAAAAACCUUUAAUGGUUGUGAUUUCAACAAAUGCACAAUUCCAUGGCAUCCCUUUUAUUCUUGUUUAGGAAUAAGGUAUGACAGAGACUAAGGCUAGGGAUGGUUAUGAAAUUAUAACUGUAAAAUAAGUAGACACAUGGAUAAAACACAAAAGCACUACUAAUGGGUGGUAUGUAAUGUAAACUAUUGUCUAAAUUGCAAAGUGCGGGUGCAAGUGUUGUAUAUAAUCAAUGUAUUGUAGCUGUGUUUAAAAGCUUCCCAGCAGUUCUAAUUCUAAUGCAAAAUGUGGCAACUAAAAAAGUACUUGCCAACAAAGAGCAAGCCAUAUCCACGUGGAAGUGCGAGAGCAGAUAAGAAAGAUGGCACCAGUGAGAAGUAGAUUUUUUAGCAAAUACAAGGUAAUUCACCUGUGCCUUAAUAACAGCCAUAAUUGUGCAAACAGCAUGAUAGGAAGAUAUUGUGAUUAAAGAGAACAAAAACAGAGCAAGAUGUCGUGGAAAAUUAAGAAUAAGAUAGGAAAUACAGUGGAGGUUAAAGAGGUGAGAAACAACAACAGGCACAUUGCUUUGGUAAGUGCACAAAAGAUACAGAGAUGGCUAAGAUUAUUACUCCAGGCUAUAAUAAUUAAAGAAAUGGAUGGCACUGCCUUCAAAGCCUAUAUAUUUUUCUAACAAAUUGGGCUUCAAGAUUCAGGACAUAUUUAUGUCACUGUUUUCAGUGAUUUUCAGAUUACUUUCUCUAUUUUAGAUCUCAGGUUUAUAUUUAGAACUGAAAUUAUACAUAAAAUCCAAAUGCCAGAUAUGUAUAGCCUCUCAUCUGAAAAAAACCAUACAAGCAAAUCUUUCUGUUUUAGCACAGAUACAUAGAACAAUAACAAUAUGGGUCUUAAAGAGUUGAUUUGUUUAGAGGAGCUGCAGUGCAAGUUUAAUGCCCUCUCAAUAUUAUGUUCAUUUUCCCACAGAGCACCUUGAAUGCGUAUUCACACAGGUUUUAUCCCACUACAAACUCUUAUGUUUCAGCUAUCCUGAAUGUUUGUCCAGUAUUCAGUCAAAUUGCAUUUUUCUUCACCUGAUAUGUAAAUCAUCAUGCAAAGAAACAAUUGCCUUGGGGCAGUUGGUAAGUUGAUGCAUAUUGUAUCUAAAUAUUAAACUCCAGUACAAUGAUUACAUUAAUGAAGGGGAAACAUGGAAAAUUCAAUGGAAACUUAAAAAGUCUUUUAGUCUCAGUUAUGAGACAUUCAGACAACGUUUGGAACUUUGUGUCAGUGCUGAUACCCUUAUAUGAUUUCCUAUUUAUAGGAUAUUAAACUCUGACAUGAAGGGGGUUAUUUAUUAAAGUCCGAAUGCCAAAAAAAAAUCGAGUUUUUUAACUAUAAACUAACUAUAAACUACUAA